Messenger RNA from Aegilops tauschii subsp. strangulata, 327 nucleotides. The record is from RefSeq and is a predicted model, not a curated record. NCBI's taxonomy places the organism in Eukaryota, Viridiplantae, Streptophyta, Magnoliopsida, Poales, Poaceae.
AUGGGGAAGGUGCGCGUGGCGACGUGCGUGGUGGCGGCCGCGCUGGUUGUCGCGGCGCUGGUGGCGGAGGUGAUGGCGACGUCGGGCAGAGCGAAGUCGGGGUCGGGCGGGGCGUCGACGGCGCAUUGCAACGCGGGGCAGCUGAUGGUGUGCGCGGCGGCGAUCAUCGGCGGGGCGGCGCCGUCAGCGUCGUGCUGCUCGAGCCUGCGGGCGCAGCAGGGAUGCUUCUGCCAGUACGCGCGCAACCCCGCGUACGGUGGGUAUAUUGGCAGCCCCACCGCCCACAGGGCCAUCGUCGCAUGCCACGUCGCCGUUCCGAGCUGCUAG